AUGUUGAGUUUAGUUGAUUAUGCUGGGAGCGAUGACGAAGACAUUGAUGAAUUGCCAGAUGGGGACCGUAUAUAUGCGGAAGUAGUUUCAAAUCCUGUGAAACGUCUAAUACCCCCAAACAGAGGCGAAAGAACGAUAGAUGGCUUCCAGAGGCAAGAAGAUGAUGCUGUGGUUGAGGAAUGUGAUGGUAUUACAAAUGCCGUUUUAUUUCGUAUUAUUGGCUACCAGUUUAACUUGUUGUUUAUAUCUUCGGAAGAAGGAUCGUCAAUAUUGACAAAUUUACCACCCUCGAUACCUUUGGCGAAUAAGCGUGUACAACAGGAAGAAGAGUUAGACGAUUUGGUAAAACGAAAAGACUGGGAACUGAAUAAGGAUCUCGCAGAUAAUAGAAGCGAUGGAAAGAAAAUGGUCGUUAUACAAGCUUUUAGUGGAUUAAAAGGCUUAGUUGCUGAUGGAAAUCAAGGCGAGUCUGAUAAGCAGUUGGGUCAUUCGAUGGUAGCUUCUGCAUCAGCUAGUCUCCUUACAGUCUUACCAGAACCUAAAAAUGCUACGGGGAUUUCGAAAAACUCAAAUCUUUUUAUGUGCAACAGUACACAUUCUACAGAAAAUGUUGAAAUGCCUAAAGUUCUUACUGCUAGAGAAAUUUCGAUGGAAACAAAAUUUGCUGGAGAAAAAUAUGAUGCAUCUGAUGAAGAUGAUUCAACAGAUUUCUUUGGUCUCAAAGCAAUUGAUGAUCCUCCUAUGGUAUCGGAUAUUAUAUCUGUUUCAGACGCUUCGCGUGACAUAAAACUUGAACAGAUCGAACUAACAGAUGAUGUGAAAGUUGAAAAUAAUAUAUCUGCUUUCGUUUCUCAUCCAGAAGUUACCGCUGUGUGUUGUGAUACAUCUGCCUCCACUACCUUAUCCGGUGCUAUUGAUGACAGUCAAGCUUUAUGCAUGAUUUAUUCACGUGAUGUUGCACAUUUGGGUGGCUCAGUUUCGAACGCUGCUGAAGCCGUAGAAAAUAUGGUCGAUGUUAGUGUUGAUAAGGUUUUGGGUCCAAAUGUUCGUGCGACGCUUCUCAAAAACCUUCAUAACAAAUCGCUUGCUGAAGCAACUUUAUCGCAUCUUGCUAACGUACCGAAAAGCAAAGAAACUGUUAGCAUGGUGGCACGAAGAAAACAUCAGAUUACGUAUCUUGCCAGUGUUGCAGUAGCCAGAGAAGAACAGCUUGCGGAGCAGUGGUCUGUGAAUCGGCAUAACAAACGAACGUCGGCAAGAAAAUAUGGUUUCUAA
This is a messenger RNA of Loa loa (African eye worm), 1275 nucleotides long. RefSeq lists its product as hypothetical. NCBI's taxonomy places the organism in Eukaryota, Metazoa, Nematoda, Chromadorea, Rhabditida, Onchocercidae. The transcript is spliced from 9 exons. The coding region runs from base 1 to 1275 and encodes 424 amino acids. Gene Ontology annotation, cellular component: nucleus. The record is from RefSeq and is a predicted model, not a curated record.